Molecule: messenger RNA, 509 nt
Organism: Drosophila biarmipes
Lineage: Eukaryota; Metazoa; Arthropoda; Insecta; Diptera; Drosophilidae
Exons: 2
Coding region: 11-409 (132 amino acids)
Source: RefSeq, a predicted model, not a curated record
UCGAGCGAUCAUGGCGACAACGCUGCCGGAGAAGGAAUCGGCGCAAGAGGCCCGAGAGCGGGAGGCCAAGGCUCUGGAGGAUCGCAAGGAGCGGAAGAUCUACGAGAACUUUGCCACACCCCUGGCAGGCACCUUCCUCAACCUGCCACGCGACCCCGUAGAGAUCAAGUGUCCCGCCUGCGGAAUCAAGGACCUGAGUGUGGUGCAGAAUGAUCUCAAGUGGUGGGCCAGUGAGCUAAACCGCAUUGUGGGCUGCCUUUUCGUGAGCUUUUGUUGCUGCUGCUGCUUCAAUUACUACGUCCCCUGCAAGCAAACCGAUCGGAGUCAUUACUGCGGCAACUGUGGCCGCUACUUCGGGCGCUCCAUGAAGAGGAGGGAACCACUCAAAGUAAAGGCGACCAUCGCCUAGUCAGCACAGUUCGCGCAUUUUUCGAAAUGUUUCUGAACACCCGAAUACCACCCCACUGCAAAACCAUUAAGCCAAAAUAAAACCGAAAGAUCACAUGCCA